GGCGGCGGGGAGGGGGCCCGGGCCGCCCCCUGCCCCACGAAGCCGCCGCCGCCGCCGCCGAAAAUGGGGGAUUUCUACGACCCCGAGCACCCCACCCCGGAAGAAGAAGAAAACGAGGGCAGGCCGGACGGCGCCCAGAAAGCGGGGUUCGUCAAGGGCCCGGUGUUCAAGGGGGUGGCGUCGAGCCGCUUCCUGCCCAAAGGCACCAAGACCAAGGUGAACCUGGAGGAGCAGGGCCGCCAGAAGGUGUCCUUUAGCUUCAGCCUGACCAAGAAGACGCUGCAGAACCGGUUCCUGGCCGCCCUGGGCAACGAGAAGCCGAGCGACGGGCCGGACCCGCCCCCCCGGCCCCCGGCGGACCCCGGGGAGCCGCCGCCGCCGCUGGCCGCCCCGGCCGAGGAGGCCUCGCCGCCCAAGCCCAAGGCGGAGCUGGGCAGGAUCCAUUUUAAGAAACACCUGCUGCACGUGACCGCCAGGCCGGGCCCGGGCAACCCCGGGGCGCUGUCGCCGGGCCGGACGGCGGAAGGGGCCCCGGCCGAGUCCCCGCCGCCCUCGCCCCCUCCGCCGCCGCCGCCGCCGCCGCCCAGGACCCCGUCGCCCCCGGCGCGGCCGGCGACCCCGGCGGCGUCCCCCGCGGCCGCGCCGCCCCCGCCGGGGGAGGGCCGGCCCCCCAGAGAGCCGGCGCGCCCGCCGGCGGCCGAGCCCCCGGAGGCGGCUCCGAGGCCCGAGGCGGCGGCCCGCGGCCCCGAGGAGCGCGCCCGCCGGCCCCCGGCCGAGCGGCCCGCGGGCUCCCCGCCCCGGGAGGACGGCCGGCCCGGGAAGGAGGAAGAGGCCCCCCCGGGCCCGAGGAGGGCCGGCCCCAAGAGGAAGGCCUCGCAGUCGGAAGGCCCGGCCCGCGGCUCCGAGUCCGACGAGGACCCGGCGCGGCCCCCCUCGGGCCAGCGGGCCCACGAGCCCAAGAGCGGCGCCGGCCCGGAGAAGGAGCGGGACCCCAGGAGGGGCUCGGCCGGCUGGAAGGGCGACGAGCCGCCCCGCUCCUCGCACGCCAAGGCCGAGCGGGACGACAGACACGCGGGCCACUCCAAGGGGGAGCGGGACUCGAGGUACCCGUCCUCGCGCCCGCGGGCGGAGCGGCGGCGCAGCCGCUCCCGCUCCCGCUCCCGCUCGGACCGGGGCCCCCGGCCGGGCUCCUCCUCCCACUCGCGCCCGGAGCGCUCGCACUACUACGACCCGGACCGCCGCUACCACCGGGGCGGCUCGCCCUACCGGGACCGGACGCGCCACUCCCGCUCCUACGCCGAGGCCCGGCCGCGCGACAGCUCCGACUCGGAGGACGAGUACAAGAGGGCCCGCUCCCGCUCCGGGGACGGGCGGCGGGCAGCGCCCGCCCACUCCUCUUCCUCCUCCUCCUCCUACCGGGACUCCAGGUCGGCCCGCCCCAAGGCGGACCGGGACGGCCGGGGGGACCCCGCUCACCCGGACCCCGAGAGGGGCCGCAAGCACGCCCCGAAAGGGGAGCGGGAGGCCAAGCGGCCCCCGGAGGGCGAGGCCCCCAAGCGGGGCGGCUCCCCGGCCAACGAGCCGGCCGGCCGGAGGGGGACCUCCCACCCGCGACACGACGGCGGCGCCUCCCGCUCCCGGACCGCCCAGCCCAGGGCGGCCCAGAAGGCCGAGCGGCCCAGGAGCCCCUUCCGGGGGCCGGAGGCCGGGGAGGAGCCCAAGCAGCAGCCCCGACCCCCGGGACCGCCGGCCGCGGGCCCCAGGGGCGGCGAGGCCAGGGCAGGGGCGAGAGUCUCCCAGCGGGAAGCGGCCGCCCCUGGGCCGCCUCCCGAGGCGCCCGCUCCAAGGAGGCCCGAGGGCUCCCCUCCCCGGCCCGGCUGCCUGGGCGGCAAGGAGGCGGCCGUCCCGUUCCCGGGAAAGUCCGAGCCGUCCCGGGUCUGCCGCCCGCCCGAGCCGAGCGUCAACGGCUCCCCCGGGGAGGGCGCCGAGCCGACCGCGGCCUCCCGUCCCCCUCGGGCCGACGAUCCCCUCCCGUCAUCGGACGACGGCGCGGCCCGUGCGGAGCGGCCCCCUCCCACGGAAGGCCGCAAGGCGGGAGCGGCCAACGGCUUCCAGGAUGUCAGUCCGCCCGGAGAGGGGGACUGGGACGAUCCCCCCGGGCGGCCCGGGGAGCCGGACGGCCCGUCCGGAGAGGCGGCGGUGGGGCCGGCCGCCGGCCGCUCUUCGGGCGACGACAGCCCUGCCCCGUGCCUCUCCGAGUCCGCCGUCUCGGCCGAGCCCGCCGCUCGGGGAUGGUCCCCCGGGGGCCCGGCGGACGCCCCCUCGGACCCGCGGGCACCCUUCUGGGAUGCGCAGAGCCCGCGGGCGAUGCCUCCCCCCCGAGACCAAGACGAGCCGCCCGAGGGCCGGAUCGACUCCGUUUCGGCCGGUCCCUUUUUCGUCCCGCAUUCGUCCGUGGGCACCUCGGGCAUCGCUCCUUCUUCCUCGUCUUCCUCCUCCUCGUCCUCCGCCUCUUUUAAGCCGGACUUGACUCCCGGAAUCGAGGGGGAUCCCGACCCGGCCCCCCAGCCCGCGGAGGUCCACUCUCCACCCGACGCGGGCGGGAGCCCGCGGAGCCCCGGUGAGGGCGCGUCGCCCCGGGGUGGGCCCGAGCGGGCGGACCCGGCCCCGGAAAAAGCCGCCGGGUCCGGCCAGGGCGGACUCCCUCCGGAGACGGCGGAGCUCCCCGCUGAAGCGCGGCCCCCCGAGUCGUCCCCGUCCCUCCAGCCCCCGGGGGUCCCCGAUGCCGGAGAGGUGCGGGGAGACCCCCGCGGGCCCGGGGAUCCGGAGGGCGGCCCCCCGGCCCGCGAGGGCGGCCCGGGAGUCCGGUCGGCCGAGACCUGCGACAGCAGCGGCCCCGCCCCGGGUUCGGCCACCCCCGCCCGCGGGGGCUACUCCUCCGACUCCGCCGACAGCGCCAGCGAGGACGAGAGCGACUCCGACGCCUCCGACUCGGACGACAGCGGCGUGCCGAGGAACCGCCUGCAGUCCGUGGUGGUCGUGCCCAAGAACUCCACCCUGCCCACGGCGGAGGGGGGCGGCCCCUGCCCCGCGCGGGGCGGCCCGGAUCACCGCCGCCGGCCCGACCCCUGGGAGGACGGGAGAGGCGAGCCCGCCCGGCCCGGCCACGACGAGAAGACGGGGGCCGCCGCCAGAUGCCCGGAGAAGGGCCCGGAAGCGUCGUGGGCCGAGCGCCCGCCCGAGGCGCCGCAGCCCCAGAGCGACGGCGUGGACAGCACGAGUCAGGCGGACGCCACCUCCGACCCCCCGAGGGCCCGGCCCGAAGCCGCCCGGCCGGACCCGGCGGGCGCCGAGCCGCGGCCCGCGCCCGGCCCGGCCGACGGACCCGACGGUCCCGAGCCGGGCGACCCUCCCUCCGCCCGGGGGGACUCCGCCGGAGCGGGCGGCUCCCCCGCGGCCGAGGACGUCGCUCGCCCGGGCCGGGAUUUCUCCCAGACGGAGAAGCCCAGCUCCACCUACCAGCAGCCCGACAGCAGCUUCGGCCUCUACCCCGGCUACGGCUACCGGCCGGCCGCCGACCCCUACUGCGGCGCCCCGGCCUACUGGCCCGGCAACGGCUACUGGGACCCCAGGCUGGCGGGCCGGCCCCCCGCGGGCGGGGCGGGGCCCGAGCGUCCCCACGGGCAGGUGCCCGACUCGCUGACGGGCGACCACGACGAGGACGGGGCCGGGGAGGAGCCCUGGGGGGCCGCCCACGGGCCCCGGUUCCCCGGCCCGCCGGGGAAGUGUCCCGCCCCGCCGCCGAAGGAGGAGCGGGGGUCCGUGCAGGCCCCGGAGAUCAGCAGCAACUCCAGCAAGGAGCCCCCGGCCGGGGGCGAGAAGAAGGACUCCCCCAAGGGCCCCGACCGGCCCGACGCCAAGGAGCGGGGACCCCCCAAGAAGAGGCGGCCGGAGCCGGAGAGCGACUCGGAGAGCGACGGCGAUGAGGGGCGCGAGAGGAAGCGGGCGAGGACGGAGGCCGGGAGGCCGGUGGCCCCCCUCUGCGUCAUGGACGACUUCCGCGAUCCCCAGAGGUGGAAAGAGUGUGCCAAGCAGGGGACCAUGCCCUGCUACUUCGACCUCAUCGAGGAGAACGUGUACCUCACCGAGAGAAAGAAGAACAAAUCCCACCGGGAUAUCAAGCGGAUGCAGUGCGAGUGUACCCCCCUCUCCAAAGAGGAGCGCGCCCAAGGAGACGUCGCGUGCGGGGAAGACUGCCUCAACCGCCUCCUCAUGAUCGAAUGCUCUUCCCGGUGCCCGAACGGAGACAACUGUUCCAACAGGAGGUUCCAGAGGAAACAACAUGCGGACGUGGAAGUGAUCCUGACGGAAAAGAAGGGAUGGGGACUCCGGGCGGCCAAAGACCUCCCGUCGAACACGUUCGUCCUGGAGUACUGCGGGGAGGUGCUGGAUCACAAGGAGUUCAAAGCCCGAGUCAAGGAGUACGCGCGAAACAAGAACAUCCACUACUACUUCAUGGCCCUGAAAAACGACGAGAUCAUCGACGCCACCCAAAAAGGCAACUGCUCCCGUUUCAUGAACCACAGCUGCGAGCCCAACUGCGAGACCCAGAAGUGGACUGUGAACGGUCAGCUGAGAGUCGGUUUCUUCACCACGAAGCUGGUCCCAUCGGGUGCCGAGCUGACUUUCGACUAUCAGUUCCAGAGAUACGGGAAAGAGGCCCAGAAAUGCUUCUGCGGCUCAGCCAACUGCCGAGGCUACCUGGGAGGGGAAACCCGGGUGAGCAUCCGGGCCGCCGGCGGGAAAAUGAAGAAGGAGCGCUCCCGGAAGAAGGACUCGGUGGACGGCGAGCUGGAGGCGCUGCUGGAAAACGGGGAGGGCCUGUCCGAUAAAAACCAGGUCCUCAGUUUAUCCCGGCUCAUGGUCCGCAUCGAGACGCUGGAACAGAAGCUCACCUGCCUCAAACUCAUCCAGAACACGCUCUCGCAAUCCUGCCUGAAGUCGUUCUUGGAAUGCCACGGAUUGUCCCUCCUGUGGAUCUGGAUGGCGGAACUCGGGGACGGCCGGGGAAAUAACCAGAAGCUACAGGAAGAGAUCAUCAAGACCCUGGAGCGGCUGCCGAUCCCCACGAAGAACAUGCUGGAGGAGAGCAAGGUGCUGCCCGUCAUCCAGCGCUGGUCCCAGACCAAGACGGCGGCCCCCCAGUUGAGCGAAGGGGACGGCUACUCGAGCGAGAACACGUCCCGCGCCCACACGCCCCUCAACACGCCGGACCCGUCCUCCAAGGCGGGCGCUGAGGCGGAGGCGGACACCCCCAAGAAGCUGGUCUUCCGCCGGCUGAAGAUCAUCAGCGAGAACAGCACGGACAGCGCCAUCUCGGACGCCGCCAGCGAGCCGGACGGGAAGGACGGCAAGGACGAGCUGGAGCAGCUGGACGGGGCCCCCGCCGAGGACGAGGAGGAGCCCCAGCCGCCCCCGCCCCCGCCGCCCCCCCCGGCCGGGGCCGACCCCGAGACCCCCGCGGAGGCCGGGAAGCGGGCGGACCCCGAGCCCGACGCCCACGAGAGCAACGGGCCCAGGCCGGAGGAGCCGGCCGAGACGCCCUCGCAAGACGAGGAGGAGGGCGUCUCGGACGUGGAGAGCGAGCGCAGCCAGGAGCCCUCGGACAAGACCGUCGAGCUGAGCGAUCUCGCCGCCAGGCUCCUGGAGAGUUGGAAAGACCUGAAGGAAGUGUAUCGGAUCCCCAAGAAGAGCCAGACGGAGAAAGAGCACAGCGCCGACCGCGGGCGAGAUGGCGGCGGACACAGGGACCAAGCGGCUACCCCGAAGACGCCAAACCUGGCCAGGGAGCGGGACCAGGAGAGGCAGGCGCAGAGCAAAGAGAAGAAGAAACGGCGGGGGUCCCUCUCCCCGCCCCCCUCGGCCUACGAGCGAGCCUCCAAGAGACCAGACGACAGGUACGACACGCCGACGCCGUCCAAAAAGAAGUCCCGCCCGAAGGACCGCAGCAAGCUGUCCACGGAAGAGCGGCGGAAGCUGUUCGAGCAGGAGGUGGCCCACAGGGAGGCCCAGAAGCAGCAGCAGCUGCAGACGCUGGGGCUGGCCUCCCCGCUGCCCUACGAGCCCCUGGGCUUCGGGGGCGUCCACCACCCCUUCGGCGGCUACCCGCCGGGCUACCCCAUGCAGGCGUACGUGGAUCCCAGCAACCCCAAUGCCGGGAAGGUGCUAUUACCCACGCCCAGCCUGGACCCCCUGUGCUCGCCGGUGGGCUACGAGCCCGCCCCGACGCUGGCCGGCCCCGCGGCGGAGCCGGCCCCGCCGGACGCCCCGGCCCCCUACGCCGCCCCGGCCGAGGCCGCCGUCCAUCAGGAGGCCGGCGUCGCCGUGCUGCCCGUGCCGGCCUACGGCGUCUGGGACGCGGGCCAGCCCGCGGUGGCGGCCGUGCAGCCGCCCUUCGCGCCCGCCCCGUCGCAGGCCACCAUCUACUACCAGGGCCAGGCCUGCCCCGCCGUCUACGGGGUCACGUCGCCGUACUCCCAGGCCGCCCCUCCCAUCGUGCAGAGUUACGCCCAGCCGGGUCUCCAGUACAUCCCAGGGCAGCAGAUUUUUGCCGCGCACCCCCAGGGCGUGGUGGUCCAGCCGGCCGCCGCGGUGACCACGAUCGUCACGGCGGGCCAGCCCCAGCCCCUGCAGCAGCCGGAGCUGGUGGUGACCAAUAACCUCCUGGACCUGCCGCCGCCCUCGCCCCCGAAGCCCAAGACCAUCGUCCUACCUCCUCACUGGAAGACCGCCCGGGACCCGGAGGGGAAGAUCUACUACUACCACGUCAUCACGCGGCAAACCCAGUGGGACCCCCCGACCUGGGAGAGCCCCGGGGACGAAGCCAGCCUCGACCAUGAAGCCGAGAUGGACCUGGGCACCCCAACGUACGAUGAAAACCCCAUGAAGUCUUCCAAGAAACCCAAAACGGCCGAGGCCGACACGUCCAGCGAGCUGGCCAAGAAGAGCAAAGAGGUGUUCAGGAAAGAGAUGUCCCAGUUCAUCGUGCAGUGUUUGAACCCCUACCGGAAGCCCGACUGCAAAGCGGGAAAGAUCACCACCACCGAGGACUUCAAACACCUCGCCCGCAAGCUGACCCACGGGGUCAUGAACAAGGAGCUGAAAUACUGCAAGAACCCGGAGGACCUGGAGUGCAACGAGAAUGUGAAACACAAAACCAAGGAGUACAUCAAGAAGUACAUGCACAAAUUCGGGGCCGUUUACAAACCCAAAGAGGACACCGACUUGGAGUAGCCCAGACGGGGGGGCAGGAAGAAGAGGACCCCGGCCCGACCCGGUUUGACCCCCUUUCCCGUCCCGGCCGCGCCCCGGCGCCUGUAUUAUAUUUUAACGUUCGUGUGAAUAUAUUGAUAAAUAACUCUGUUUCGGUGCCCUCUCCAUUCGCUUUUAACCCCUCCCUUCCCCGCCCGCGGGCGCGCACGGACACCCGCGCCAAGGACACGCGUGCCCGGCCCCCGCGGGCGCGGUCCCCGCCCUCGCCAGGUCGAAUCUUGUUACCGUGUAAAUAGCGCGGCGGGCUGCCGCCGCUUUCCGGCCAGCCUCGGGCUCUGUUGAUAAGAUUGGUUUUACUGCUUCGGAAUCAUUUUACUUUCCCCAAUUUUUACUGAACUUUUUAUGUAAAAAAAAAAAAAAAAAUAAAACCGAUUCGAGA
This is a messenger RNA of Tachyglossus aculeatus (Australian echidna), 7711 nucleotides long. It is a transcript of the gene SETD2, whose product is annotated as SET domain containing 2, histone lysine methyltransferase. Gene Ontology annotation, biological process: regulation of DNA-templated transcription. The record is from RefSeq and is a predicted model, not a curated record. Lineage: Eukaryota; Metazoa; Chordata; Mammalia; Monotremata; Tachyglossidae. Gene Ontology annotation, cellular component: nucleus; chromosome. Gene Ontology annotation, molecular function: protein binding; histone H3K36 methyltransferase activity.